Trypanosoma rangeli is the source of this 879-nucleotide messenger RNA. RefSeq lists its product as uncharacterized. The record is from RefSeq and is a predicted model, not a curated record. The transcript has a single exon. NCBI's taxonomy places the organism in Eukaryota, Euglenozoa, Kinetoplastea, Trypanosomatida, Trypanosomatidae. The coding region runs from base 1 to 879 and encodes 292 amino acids.
AUGGCUGGCCGUGUGCUGUUGGUGUGCGCCCUCUGCGUGGUGUGCUGCGCCGGCGGCGGUGUCGGUGCGUGGGGCUCGGGAUACUGCACGGAGAGUGACUGGAGGGACUUGAGGGCGGUCGCGAAGGACAUGACGGACACGGAGAUUGAGAGAAAGUACUGCAGCCGCAAGCCGGAGUUUGUGAAGGGGCUGCGGGCGAGUCCGCAGGAGGGGGGGACUGUCUCCGGUACGGGUCAGGAAGGGACGAGCUCCACUGGGGCAACUGAGGGCACACAGGGGAAUGUGCAAACCUCACAAGAAAAGGAAUCAUCGUCAAGCAGUGACAGUCAACCCGUUCAAAAUAAAGGGAAGGAAAAUACUGAGCAAGGUGGUGCUAAAGGUGGGGAAGGGGAACAAUCACGUGCAGAAGCACCAGCGGCGCCGCAGUCACAGCCACAUCACAGCCACAGCCACAGCCAGGGGACGCCGUGCAGGAGAGUACUCAGGCUGGCGGUUCACCAAAGUCGGGAGAAGGCGAUGGAAAAGCCGGAGAAAAAGGAGAUGAUGGCAAAACAGAAGUCGAGCAGAAGGAAAACGCUGGAAGUUCAGCGGAGACAACGCAACAAACUCACUCUGCAGCUGACGGUGCGGAGGCGCCAAAGCGAGUGGGGACGGGCGCUAACGUUAACACGGCGACGGGUGGCAACAGUGACGGCAGCACCGCGGCCUCGCACUGCACCUCCCCCCUUGCGCUUCUUCUUCUUGCGUGUGCGGCGGCUGCUGCGAUGGCGGCCGCGUGAGGGAGCGGUGUGCAGCUCGUCUUUUUUUGUUUUUUCAGUUUGUGUGUGUCCUCCUGCACGAUUGUUCGCCCUCGCCCCACCCCACGAGGCACACACGUAA